CCCCAUGCCUGUGUCCCUGUGAUGAUUGCAGGACAGAACAGGUCCCCAGUACCCCAUGCCUGUAUCCCUGUGAUGAUUGCAGGUCAGAACAGGUCCCCAGUACCCCAUGCCUGUGUCUCUGUGAUGAUUGCAGGUCAGAACAGUUCCCCAGUACCCCAUGCCUGUGUCUCUGUGAUGAUUGCAGGUCAGAACAGUUCCCCAGUACCCCCUGCCUGUGUCCCUGUGAUGAUUGCAGGACAGAACAGUUCCCCAGUACCCCUUGCUUGUGUCUCUGUGAUGAUUGCAGGACAGAACAGGUCCCCAGUACCCCAUGCCUGUGUCUCUGUGAUGAUUGCAGGACAGAACAGGUCCCCAGUACCCCCUGCCUGUGUCCCUGUGAUGAUUGCAGGUCAGAACAGGUUCUCAGUACCCCUUGCCUGUGACUCUGUGAUGAUUGCAGGACAGAACAGGUUCCCAGUACCCCAUAUCUGUGACUCUGUGAUGAUUGCAGGUCAGAACAGGUCCCCAGUACCCCAUGCCUGUGUCUCUGUGAUGAUUGCAGGUCAGAACAGGUCCCCAGUACCCCAUGCCUGUGUCUCUGUGAUGAUUGUAGAUAAGAACAGGUUCUCAGUACCCCUUGCCUGUGACUCUGUGAUGAUUGCAGGACAGAACAGGUCCCCAGUACCCCCUGCCUGUGUCCCUGUGAUGAUUGCAGAUUAGAACAGGUUCCCAGUACCCCUUGCCUGUGUCCCUGUGAUGAUUGCAGGACAGAACAGGUCCCCAGUACCCCUUGCCUGUGACUCUGUGAUGAUUGCAGGACAGAACAGGUCCCCAGUACCCCAUGUCUGUGACUCUGUGAUGAUUGCAGGACAGAACAGGUCCCCAGUACCCCAUGCCUGUAUCCC
Molecule: messenger RNA, 884 nt
Organism: Haliotis rufescens (red abalone)
Lineage: Eukaryota; Metazoa; Mollusca; Gastropoda; Lepetellida; Haliotidae
Exons: 2
Coding region: 22-699 (225 amino acids)
Source: RefSeq, a predicted model, not a curated record